This is a messenger RNA of Guyanagaster necrorhizus, 726 nucleotides long. RefSeq lists its product as uncharacterized. The record is from RefSeq and is a predicted model, not a curated record. Lineage: Eukaryota; Fungi; Basidiomycota; Agaricomycetes; Agaricales; Physalacriaceae. Bases 1 to 726 code for a protein of 241 amino acids. The transcript has 5 exons.
AUGAGACAGAAAUUGCUCUUCCUAGUCCAACCAUUUCCUCCCAUUUCCGCUCGAAAGCUGACUGAGGUAGCUUAUCGAGGGCGUUUACAAGGCAGGAAAUUACCUGCCCUUGUCUACGUGACUCCCGAAAUAUCGAAGAGGGACAGGCCUCUUUCGGUCAUACUUUCAACUCUGAAUGACUCGCAGAAGCUUGCCCGAUUUGUCAUCGACGAAGCUCACUGUCUUCCGGGAUGGGGCAAGGAUUUUCGGAAAUAUCAAGACAAGCAGACAAUGAUCAUGGAAAUCAAGCAGGAUCAGAAGUCGCCUCAACUCAAAACAAGUAAACAGGCGGCCGCUAAACGUCCUGAGUCAUUACGACAAGAACAUCAGGCCAACGAGCUUGAAUCUGAGGAUGACCUCUGUGCCGAUGACCCUCUCGAAGAGGAUACCAGUCUCGUGGAGGACCCUGCCGAAAUAGUAAUAGAGCUCUCUGACCAGAAAGCGAAAACCGAUACGCAAGCCAUGCAGGAUGCUGGUUUACGCGUGGAGAACGACAUUCUGAACGAUAAAACCAUCCAGAUGCUCAGCCCUGUUUGCCCUAGUGAUUAUCAAGCCUUCUGGAGUGCUUGCAAAGGGUUCCACCACUCAAGAUACGCAAGACAAAUAUUUAUAUGUGAGAACGAAAUGGGAAUCGUUUGGCAAGCGAUUCUUGAACAUAUGACUCUCGUUGUUCAGUGCAUUCCGUAG